Medicago truncatula (barrel medic) is the source of this 420-nucleotide messenger RNA. Its product is annotated as zinc-finger homeodomain protein 1. Bases 1 to 420 code for a protein of 139 amino acids. Gene Ontology annotation, biological process: regulation of developmental process; regulation of DNA-templated transcription. Gene Ontology annotation, cellular component: nucleus. Gene Ontology annotation, molecular function: transcription cis-regulatory region binding; DNA-binding transcription factor activity. The transcript has a single exon. The record is from RefSeq and is a predicted model, not a curated record. NCBI's taxonomy places the organism in Eukaryota, Viridiplantae, Streptophyta, Magnoliopsida, Fabales, Fabaceae.
AUGCUUCCUGAAAAUGUUACAGUAUUUAAUGGGAAAUAUUCCAGUAUUGGAGGCUACUCUCUUGAUGGUUGUCGUGAGUUUUUACCUGCUGGAGCCGAAGGUGCCACCAAUUUUUUUAAAUGUACUGCUUGUAAAUGUCACAAAAACUUCCAUUGUAUUGUACCUGCAACUAAUCUUGUCGUUCCUUCAAAGAAUGGGAUCCACAUUUCAUGGGAGGAGCUUGAAGAAAAUGUUCAUGUUAGAAAUGUUGAGCCCAUCAAUGAUGAUGGUCGUGAUGGUGCUAGACAAGGGACGUCUAACUCGAAUAAGUGGUUUAGGACAAAGUUCACCCAUGAGCAAAGGAAGAAGAUGUUGGAUUUUGCAAUGACAUUAGGUUGGAAGACUAAAAAGAAUGAUGAGAAUGUUGUUGAGGAAUUUUGA